Medioppia subpectinata is the source of this 1657-nucleotide messenger RNA. The record is from the annotation of a GenBank genome assembly. Lineage: Eukaryota; Metazoa; Arthropoda; Arachnida; Sarcoptiformes; Oppiidae.
GUUUGCUUCAAUUCGUCAACAAAAACAGUAAACAUUGCUUUCAUUUGACGCAACCAUCGGAUCCAUUGAUGCCAUGGAUUGUCUUGAGAGUCAUCCAUCGCUUCCAAUGGAAAGACACGGCAGGAAACGGAAGAAGAGGUUAUUGAACACAAUCCGGGAACAGAUUGAGUUCUACUUCAGUGACGCGAACCUAAGACACGACCGAUUCAUGAGACAACUGAUUGGCGCCGAAGACCCGGACCUAAAGGGCAGACAAGCGGUCCAUUUGAAUGAGUUCUUGAAAUUCAACAAAAUCUCUGAAAUGACACAAAAUAUUCGUGACAUAAGUCUAGCGCUCGAGAGAUCCAAAUGUCUGUCAUUGGAUGAGAAGAGCGAUAAAGUGCAACGACUGGAGCCGUUUGUGACCAGAGAUGUGAAUUGCGAUGAUCUGACCAUUUAUGUGGAACGGCUUCCGCCCAACGCUGACCACCACUGGAUUCGGUCGGUGUUCGCGCCCUUCGGUCCCAUUCAGUACAUAAAAGUCCCGCAUUUUAGACACAAUAACAAUAUUAUGGGAUUUGCUUUCAUUGAGUUCGAGGACAAAGUGUCGGCAGAGAAGGCACUCAAACACUUCAACGCAUUGUCUUCCGAUGACAACCAAAAUAGUGAUCAAAUGGACAGUAAUAAUGAAUGCGAACCCAAAUUAUCCGCAGAUCAGACACAAGACAUACCCGAACCCGAAGUGUCGCGCAAGAGAUCGCACGACGCGACCGAUGAAGAGAUAAGUGACGCAAAGAGAGCCAAAGUGUCCGAAAACGAUGGUUCGGAAAGUGAUUUGCAAUUAAUGGACAAAAAUGUUGAAACAAUUAGUGAAACAAAUUGUGAGACAAUUAGUACCAAAGUUAAGGAGAAGAAGAAGAAGCGGCGAAAGAAACGGACUGUAAUUACACCGGAUUUGGUCGAAGACAAUGUCCCGGAAGUGAUUAAUCUGAGAGUUAUGUCGAAGAAAGAGUGGAAGCGAUGGAAAAAUAAAUACUUAAAACUACAGAAGCAAUCGAUGGCUGCACUGAAGCGUUCGCUUUUGGUAAAGACUGAUACAAAUAUUGAACAAUUAGCUAAUGAGCCGACAGUCAUGGCUGAGGACAACACAACAGCCAAUGAGCGGUCCUUUGAAUCGGGACUUAUUAUUAAAUUGAAUUUUUCCGUCUCUUCGAUGGAUUUCAACGACAAUGAAUUUAAGCGAAACAUUAGACUUAUGGCUGAAAAGCAAGAGAUCUCAUACAUUGAUUUGCCGAAGAAUCGCAUGGAGUUUAAGGACAGCGAAACACUUCGCGGCGUUUGCUAUAUUCGGACCAAUUCUGGCGAUGAUUGUCAACAAAUGCUUCAAAAGGAAAAACUUAAACAAUUGGGAGAAUUGAGUGUUUUGUGCGGAACUGAAGAAACAGAUUAUUGGAACCAAAUAUUCGACGAAAGGAUCAAAAAGAAGUGGACGACUAAUAAUGAGAAGAAACCCAAACAUAAAACCAGAGGUUUUCACCGCAUUAUAAAUCGAGCCGAGAAUGCAAUGACUGGUGUUGAGCCAAAACUCAAUAAACACAUCAAAUUUGANAAAAGAAGGGGACGACUAAUAAUGAGAAGAAACCCAAACAUAAAACCAGAGGUUUUCACCGCAUUAUAA